GAUUUGGUCCAUUUUGAGAGCAGGGGUGUAGCCACUUAGCCCACCCAUUUAGCAUUCAGGCCCACCCCCAGCUCUGUGCUGGCCCCAGCGCUUGCCCCGCUCUGCCCACCUGCCCUGCACUCCUGCCAGGGAGUGGGGUUGGGGGUGCAGGUCGUGCUCGGGUCUGCCCACCUGGCACUCCUGCUGGGGUCGGGUGGAGCGGGGCAAGCCCCAGCACGCCCACCCCGCUCCCUGGCAGGAGCGUUGGAUGGGCGGAGCGGGUGGGGGCACGGGAGCACCCAUUUUCCAGGGGUCCAGGUUGGCCCACUGGCUAAGUCGCCACUGUGAGGAGGGCAAGCGAGCAGGCAGCCGGUAGCGGUAGAGGAGAUCUUCAAAAAAGGUAGCCCACUGCCUGGGGGAGCCAGGCCUGGCAUAGGGCAGUGGGACCUGGAAGGGAGCCGGGAGCUGUGCGCGCUGGAGCGCAGCCUCUCCUCCCAGAGCUGGGUGCGUGCCCAGGGCCCUGGGGAGCCCCUGGCCAGAGGGCCCAUCCAUUGUGUAGCUGCAGGGGGUGAGGGAAGGCAGGCCCCCAUCCCUCGUGCCUUUCCAGACUCCCCUUCCCCAUAAUUGCCCUCCCCACCAGAAGUCGGGGCCCACCCAAAUAUCCCAUGCUGGCUACGCCACUGCUUGAGAGAAACCAUGCUCUAGUGGGGACCAGGAACCAGGAGACCUCGGCUCUGGGAGUCAGGACCCAAGACUAAUAGGACUAUAUGAUCUGCUGUAUGUGACACAAAAACAGUUGUAAUCAGUGUCAAACUAUGAAUGGCAUAAAAACCUAUAAAUAGCAACGUGUAUGUGUAGCCUAAGUGUAGCACUUUAACGAGGGGCAGUUAAAAUUCACUUCUGAGUCAGAUACACCCAGGCAUCAGAUGUUCCUGAUUAUUUAUAUACAGCUGCACCUGUUGCUUACAUCUCUGGGAAUAUUUAUAUCAUUAAAACAACUUAACAGCAGUGAAGACUUCUGCCAUGGCAGCAAAACCUAUUGUGACUUCAAAGCAGAGAGAGGAGGUGGUGAGGGGUGUCCCAACAGAGGUGGUGUGCACUGCCUUCUCCAACUCCAUUCUUGUGGUGGUGACGCAGUAUGGGAAGAUGGGAACGCUCGUCUCUGUGGACCCCAGCACAAUAGCCAAUGACAUCAGCAAACCUUCACUCACCACAAAAGUGCUGCUGGGUACAGAUGAGCCCCUCAUCCAUGUUUGUGCUAAAAACCUGGUGACAUUUGUGUCUCAGGAAGCUGGGAACAAACCUGUUCUCCUGGCUAUAGCUUUGAAGGACAAGAGCAUGGAAGGAAUAAAAGCACUGCAGGAGUUGAUCCGAAGUUGCCAAGUGUGGUGAAGCUGGGCUGUCUGGAUGCAAGGAAGGGAUCCUGGGUCAGUGACCUACUACUGUUUAUUUAAAAGGACAAAACAUGCCUUUAUGCUGGUUUUGGAUCCUGUUGAGGAUUUCAUUAAUUUUCUCUACUAUGUAGAACAUUGGGAGAUUUUGCUGCUGUUGUUGGGGUUGGAGCCCAUGCAGUUAGCAGUGAAGUUAGAAUGUUUUUCUCAACACAAAAUGAAAUUUCAUUUCCAUCGCAUUGGGUGGGGGAUGUAUAUUUGGAAAACUGCGUAUGUCUUUGCAGCAGUGUCCAGAGAAGUAAAUGGCUUCAAGCGAUGUAACAAUGAAACACUGCUGUAAAGUAUAAAAUGUGAUGUAGAAUGAAUAAAAAUACACAUUGGCAAAUG
Chelonia mydas (Green sea turtle) is the source of this 1757-nucleotide messenger RNA. It is a transcript of the gene PSMG3, whose product is annotated as proteasome assembly chaperone 3. Lineage: Eukaryota; Metazoa; Chordata; Testudines; Cheloniidae. The transcript has 3 exons. Gene Ontology annotation, biological process: proteasome assembly. The coding region runs from base 1003 to 1371 and encodes 122 amino acids. The record is from RefSeq and is a predicted model, not a curated record.